Trematosphaeria pertusa is the source of this 1112-nucleotide messenger RNA. RefSeq names its product HET-domain-containing protein. The transcript is spliced from 3 exons. Lineage: Eukaryota; Fungi; Ascomycota; Dothideomycetes; Pleosporales; Trematosphaeriaceae. The record is from RefSeq and is a predicted model, not a curated record. The annotation marks the transcript as partial.
GCAAGAAGACGUUCACUGCAGACCCUUAUGGGCGGACGUGAUGUAUCAGCUCCUUUUUCCAGAGGAUGGCCAAGGAAAUGGGAGUAAGGUCUUUGGGCCAUCGCCCACGCGUCCGAUCAAUGCGCAUCCGAAUACCCCUGCAACUCAUCGCCUCGCUCGCUCAUGGAUCGACAAGUGUCGCCUGUCACAAGCACGGAAUCAGGAUGGUAACAGGUUUUCGUCCCACUCGUCUUAUUCAGAUACGCAAAUACCCCAAUGGCUACAACAUCCGCCUUACGAAGUCAUCAGCUCUUAGCGAUGAAGAGACCCCUUAUACGGCACUGAGUUAUUGUUGGGGCGGCGAUCAGCCACAUAAGUUGACCUCAGAGACACUCACCCACGGGGUAAAGCAGUUUGACGACAUGCCGCAGACGAUUCGAGAUGCGAUUAUCUUGACAGCUGAGCUCGGAUUUCAAUACCUCUUCGUGGAUUCUCUAUGUAUCGUGCAAGACGACGACAUAGAGAAGCGCCGUGAGAUCGCACAAAUGCCUCUGAUCUACAGUAAUGCUGUGGUUACCAUCGCUGCUUCGACUGCCAGCUCUGUCUUUGACGGUUUUCUGAACGAUCGAGAUGUGGAAGACGUAAUCAUCAACAUGUCUUUCGAAGAUCUGGAUGGUGAAAAACAUGCAAUUGCGUGCGCUACCGAACGUUUCUCGAUUAUGCCUCUGGACCUUCGUGGUUGGGCUCUCCAAGAGCAUCUCCUCGCAUCCCGUAUCCUACAAUUCCGUCCCCGGCAGCUGCGCUUUCUAUGUCCAACCAGCUGCGAGAGCCCUUCCGCAAGCUAUACCGAUGGCUACGUACCAGGUUCACGUGUCGAGGAAGUUCUACAUUUUCCACAGAGCUUCAGCGACCUUGAAGACUUCGAGAGGUACUGGCACAAGGUUGUGAGGUUGUAUUCAUCGCGCGACCUCACCGUACCCACGGACAGGAUCCUCGCAAUCUCCGGCACUUACGCCGCGGGUCAUUGGGUAUCUAUACUUCCUCGAGAUUUGCUUUGGUACGUGAGCGGAUCACACGCACCAGCAACUAAGCGGAGGCCCUCAUGGUCAUGGACAAACGUCUCCGCUCCCAUA